AGCUACGAUCGCAUACGCAUGCUCGUAUGAAAUUUAGUCCGUAGUAUGCAAUCAACGAUGUCUCGAGUUCUACCGCGCAACGUCGCGCAAAGCACCGCCGGCGAGAUGUUGAGCCGACUGCCCGCCCUCCGAUGAAACUCGUCCGCGUCACAGCGUCCGACCAGCUUGGAAUUGGCUCCCUACGUUACCAUCAGCUUCCAUUGCGAUACAGAAAAAGCGUAUAAGAGCCAAGCAAUUUCCUGAUUUCAACAGAGCAUCCAGAACAACGAUUGAGCUAAACUUGAACUCCAACAACCAUUUCGAGUAAACAAACGAGCGACCUUUGAAACCGAAGAAGACAACGACAAAAUGGCGAUUGUUGAUAUUCCCAAUGAGUAUGGCUACGUCCUGCUCGCAGCCGUAUCCACCUUCUUCGUAGGCACCUGGCACGGCAUGCGCGUCGGCGGUUUCCGCAAGGCAGCCAAGAUCCCCUACCCCUACGAAUACGCUUCCUACGAGCAAGUCCAGACCGCCUCGCCCACUAACGCGAACCUCAUGCUCGCCUUCAACGCGGCCCAACGCGCGCACCAGAACUUUAACGAGAACCACCCUACCGCACUUGCAGCCAUGCUGAUAACCGGAUUGAAGUACCCCACCACGGCUGCUGUGUUGGGCGCGGUGUGGAGUGUGAACAGGGUCGUUUAUGCGAUCGGAUACACCAACAGUGGCAGCGAGGGUGGUAAGGGCAGGUACUAUGGUGCGCUCUGGAUGUUGGCGCAUCACGUGAUGGUCUUGAUGUCUGUCAAGUCGGCAUGGGACUUUAUCAGCGCGUAGAUAUGCGCUAUGGACACUACGAUAGACACCAAAAUUGGGGCUAGGAAGGUAUCGAUCUCGAUAUCUAAAGAACGCGAGAACCGAAUGUCAACAUUCUCCGCACUAUCACCAUUUUCCUACCAAUGUUCGUGAAACCAACUCAUUUAAUGCGUCUAUGUGACUGGUCAUGGCGGAGUUUGAAAGUUCUUUCAUUCUUUCUGUGCCUCGAAGGAACUUCAUCUUUUAUUCGUGUUUCAGAAGACCUAAUUCCAGAGUAUGAUCCCGCAACUAUGUACACAUCGCAGCGCCAACGUAGUCACAAGCCUCAUAUUGAGCGUUACUCCUAUAAAUCAAGUAUACAUUGUAGC
Molecule: messenger RNA, 1160 nt
Organism: Cucurbitaria berberidis CBS 394.84
Lineage: Eukaryota; Fungi; Ascomycota; Dothideomycetes; Pleosporales; Cucurbitariaceae
Product: glutation S-transferase
Exons: 2
Coding region: 349-813 (154 amino acids)
Cellular component (GO): nuclear envelope; endoplasmic reticulum; membrane
Molecular function (GO): glutathione transferase activity; glutathione peroxidase activity
Source: RefSeq, a predicted model, not a curated record